Messenger RNA from Seriola aureovittata, 3741 nucleotides. It is a transcript of the gene wdr75, whose product is annotated as WD repeat domain 75. Gene Ontology annotation, biological process: positive regulation of rRNA processing; positive regulation of transcription by RNA polymerase I. Lineage: Eukaryota; Metazoa; Chordata; Actinopteri; Carangiformes; Carangidae. The transcript has 21 exons. Gene Ontology annotation, cellular component: nucleolus. Gene Ontology annotation, molecular function: protein binding; RNA binding. The coding region runs from base 31 to 2538 and encodes 835 amino acids. The record is from RefSeq and is a predicted model, not a curated record.
UCAGAGGUGAAAGUUGACUUCAGCAAAAACAUGGUAGAACACGGGGAUAUCCGCGUGGUUCACCGAGGUGGCAGUAAAAUAAACUUCAGGGGGCCUGUCAUAAGCAAUGAUUCAAGUUUCCUCCUGUGUGCCUCGGGAGAGUGUGUGAAGGUGUUCAGCACCUCCACAGAGGAGUGUAUCCAUGACCUGCGGGGACACACGGACCUGGUGACUGGUGUGGUGCUCAAACCCUCUAACCACCUGCAGGUCUACUCUUGCUCAGCAGAUGGCACUGUCAGACUCUGGGACUUCACAGAUGGCAUCCUUAUUAAGACUUAUGUUAUUGGAUACCCAAUUUACUCCAUCUACGCAUCUGCAAACCAUGAAGGAGUCAUCUUUAUCGUUACCCCCACACUGAGUGACAAAAGAUCUGAGUUGUUCCAGCUGGUUGCGGUACAUCUGCCGCAGAGUGGAGAUCAGCUGGUGGAGGCCCGAGAGCUCUCUGCUGUGCUCAGUGACAUCAGCUCCAACCCAGCAGCCAUUGCCUUUGGCAGAGGGGGGGAAUUUAUUGCUUCAGCUAAAGGUCUGCAGCUCGAGGUCUAUUUCUUCAAGAAGCAGAAGUCAUACAGGUUUCCCCUCAAAGAAGACAACAAGAAAGGAGGGAAGAACACGUACACCUGUGUUGCCUGCCACCCACAAGAUGACUGCAUCGCCACUGGGCAUGAAGAUGGCAAGAUUCGUUUGUGGAGAAACUUCAACCACAAGAAGGAGUACACAUACUCCACUCUGCACUGGCAUCACAGUGCUGUCAGCUCACUGCGCUUCACUCCAGAAGGCACCAACCUGCUGAGUGGAGGUGUGGAGUCUGUGCUCGUCCAGUGGAGAUACAACCAGGAGAGCCAGAAGGACUUCUUGCCCCGCCUGGGUGCUGCCAUCACACACAUCACCGUCUCACCUGAUGGAGCACUGUUCUGUACCUCACACAGUGACAACAAGAUCACUGUCAUCCAGAGUUGUGUUAAAGUAUCAGCUGUCAUUCAAGGCCUGGUCAAAGGAGAAAGUGUCAGGACCGACUUGAUGGUGGACCCACGCAGCAAAGCCAUGGUGUUGAACGGCAGACCAGGCCACCUGCAGUUUUACUCCCUGCAGAGAGACAAACUGCUGUACAAUCUGGACAUCGUGCAGCAGGAGUACAUUCAUGAGUCGGGCCUGCAGCAGUUUGAGGUGGUCAAGGCGGCCUUCGAUACCUCUGGAAACUGGCUAGCAACAGUGGAAGAAAGAAAACAGAAAGAUGCUGAGCUGGAGCUUAAUUUAAAACUGUGGGCAUUUGAUGAACAAACACAGAGUUUUGUGCUGAACACGACCAUCUCGGCCCCCCACGAGGCCCGGAUUACAGCCAUGUCCUUUUGCCAUUCCGCUGACAGCCAGACCACCAUGCUGGUCUCCUCCAGCAAGGACGGACACUUCAAAGCAUGGCAGCUGGCCGCACCAGCCCACACAGAGGAUGAAGGUCCUUCCUGGUUGUGUGAUUUUGUGGGAGCCUAUCACGCCCUGGUGCCCGAGUGCUGCAGUUUCUCUGCCGACGGUUCUUUGUUGGCAGUCAGCUUUCAGGAGGUGGUGACUGUGUGGAGCCUGUCCUCCUGGGAGCUCCUGACAACUCUGUCCCAGCCGCCAGGAGCGAUCAGGGAUCUUUGCUUUGGGCGACUAAGCUGCUCCAAGUAUCUGCUGGGAACCACUGCGAACAACCUGCUCUGCUGCUGGAACCUCCUCACCUGCUCCUUGGAGUGGAGCACCUCCAUGGACAUCAGCCUGUUGCUGGCCGACCCCCUCUCUGAGAACAUGGCUGCCUUCUGUUGUCAGGCUGGAUGCACCGACUUGUUUGUCUUUAAGCCCAAUGAGCCUCGGCCACUGUUUUCCCAUAAGGCAGUGUGUUCAGGGAAGGUGACUCGUGCUGUCUUCUCCCCGAGGGAGGAGAUACUGGAGAGCUGUGAGGAGACCAGCCAGUGGCUCAACCACUCACAGCUCUACUUCCUCACUCAGUACAUGGACCUCAUGACAUUCACCACCAAGGCAGAAGAGGACAAACUGAUGGCCUCCAGCAAACAGCUUGUGAUUGAUGACAGCGUCGCCAUGACACCCUUCUACUUGUUGCUGGGGAAACACCGGCAGCAGCAGCAACAGGAAAAUCAAGACGCACUGAGCUCCCUGUCUGCUGAGAGAACACCUCUGCCACAGGGAUCUGUUGCUAUUAAGGAGCUCCUGCAGACCCCAGCCCACGUCCUUCCCUCCACCUCUUUCCUCUGCUCCAUGUUUGUACAGUCUCUGCUCAUCUCCGUCACAGACUCCAGGGAGGAAACCAAACAUGCAGAGGAAGCAAUGGAGAGCGAGAAUGAGGAAGAGGAUUCAGAGGGGGAAAUGGAAUCCAGUACCUCAAGAUUUGAGGAGGUGUCACUGGCAACAGAGACUGCAACCCCCCCUCUGACAAAAGCCCAGGUUAAGGAACUGAGGAGGGUGAAGAAACUUGACCACAGCUGGCUCGCAGGCGUCCUGGACUCUUGAACAUGACAUGUACAAAAACAGACAUUCACACAGAUACAGACCUAUAGAGCGUUUUCACCACAUCAACAGAUUUUUUAUGUUUUUUUUUUCACCAGUAAACCAGAAUGGAUAUUGCAAAUGCAAAACAAAUAUUUGAUUGUGCAAGUAUCUAACCCUUUGGCAGCAGUUACAGCCUUAAAAUGUAGUUUUACACAUUUUAUCAAUAAAAAAUUCUCCCUGUUUUUCUCUGUAAAAGAGCUGAGGCUCUGUUGCACAAGGAUUGUGUGUGAACUGCAGUUUUCUUGCCUGGAGCUCUAGAGUGUAUUGAGGACUGGACUCUGACUCGACCACUCCUGAGCAUUAACAUUGUUUUUUUAAGCCAGUCCUGUGAAGCUUUGGCUGAAUGUUUGUGGUUGGGGUCUUGUUGGAGAAUAAGUUUCCUAAGUCACAGUUCUCCUGCAGACCGCGGCAGGUUUUCCUCUAGGUUUCCUCUGUAUUUUGCUGCAGUUCUGAGGGCAACACGCGAGCCGGGAUUUUCCGCCUUAGAUCAUCUGUCUGUUCUCUUCCUUUCACAUGUUUCACCAAUCAAAACAAACACCAUGCUUCUGAUUGAUGCACAAACAUGUAAGGGUUCUGUAUGUUUCUUUAUCUAAAAUUAUUUAUCUGCCAAAGACUACAGAACCAUCUUGUCAUUUCAGUCUUCCAGCCGCCUGCUGCCAAACCCUAGCUGAUUCAUUUUAAUGAUUGAUCUUUCUGUGCUCCAAGAUAUUUGUUUUCAUCAGUAGUUACCAAUGGUUUUUUUUACAUAAUUGUUCAUGUUUAGGCUUGGUCUCUUUUUAAUCAAAGCACCUCUGGAUCUUCUAGAUUAGUUUAUUUGACCUUAAAUCACCUGCUAUGCUGUAAUUAUACAACAUUUCACUUAUAAUAAUAAUAAUAAUACACAAUCUACAGCUGGAUCCAUCAGUGAUGGUUUGGUAUGUCACAGAAAAGAUAUUAAUUAUAAUGCCAUCGUUUAUUUUGAACAAUAAUCAAUUUAGACAUUUUGUAAUAUUGUUUGUUUUCUGUUUAUCUUUGUCAGAAACUUUUCAUUACUUCUUGUGAACCAAAGUUAAAACAUAAAAAAGGACAUGGUGACAACUUUCUAUAGGCACUGUAUGCAGGCACGUCGAUGUGCGGUUACACAUUUUCUACAUUUUGAAGUUCAAUAAAAAGAUGUAAACUUUU